CACUUUCCAAUGUCCUUUGCCUUCACUCUCGGCAGAAGGGUUGGUAACCGGCUACCGGCUGCUCUACGUCCCAUCCGUCCAUUACCCAGGUGCACCGGUGUCAGGAUGGCAUCCACGCUGCCCAGGCUGCCUGUAUUCGAGGCAAUCGCCCGCCAUGAUCCCGAAUCGACCGUCGUGAUUCACUCCAACAGCGGGCGCCGGUUCCGGUAUGGGGAGCUGCUCGGUGAUGUGUGCAAGGUCCGGAACCGCCUGUAUGAGUCUGCCGGGAGGGACGACAUAGACGGCGAGCGCAUUGCCUUCCUGGUCGAGAACAGUUAUGACUAUGUGGUGACCCUGCUCGCCAUUCUUGCGGCAAAGUCCAUCGCGGUGCCGCUGUCUCCGGCGUUUCCUGCGCCGGAGCUGCAGUACAUCCUCAACCAUAGCGAGGCCCUGCUGCUGCUCUCCUCCACCAAGUUCGCGUCAAAGGCAGAGGAAGUGCUCAAGACGGAGUUAGAUGCCCCGCCCUCGUAUCUCCAGCUGAGCAAAUUCCAAGGCGGCGGUGCCCAUGAGAAGGUCAUCUUAGAAAAGACCGGGCCUGGGUCAGCCGGCAUGAUGCUUUACACGUCCGGCACAACAAACCGGCCAAAAGGCGUCUUACUACCACAAUCCGUCAUGACAGCGCAAGCUCGCUCGCUCUUGCAAGCUUGGGAGUACUCGGCGUCCGACCAUCUGCUCCACGUGCUGCCGCUCCACCACAUCCACGGCACCAUCAACGCCAUAUUCACCCCGCUCUUCGCAGGCAGCACGAUCGAGUUCCUGUUUCCCUUCAACGCCGACGCUGUUUGGCGACGCUUUGCCGCGCCCUUCCUCACGCCAGACCAGACCUACAGCCCCGAGUCCGCGCCGCACAAUCACCAACGGAUCACCUUCUUCACCGCGGUGCCCACCAUCUACUCCCGCCUGCUUACCAGCCACAAGACCCUACCUCCGGACAUGCAAAGCGCCGCCCGCACCGCUAUCUCCCCGUCCAACCUGCGCCUCGCCAUCUCCGGCUCCGCCGCCCUCCCUACCCCGAUCAAACGCGCCUGGUCCGACCUCAGCGGCGGCAACGUGCUCCUGGAACGAUUCGGCAUGACCGAGGUGGGCAUGGCGCUCAGCUGCGGGCUGGCCGUAGCCGACCGCGUGGAUGGGUCCGUCGGGUGGCCCCUCCCCGGGGUGGAAGCGCGCCUCGUCGACGUCGACACGUACCAGGUGAUCGAGCGCGGCCAGGAGCGGGAUGCCGACGGAAGAGAACGAGUCGGGGAGAUCCAGCUGCGGGGGCCGACCAUCUUCGCCGAGUACUGGCGCAACCCGGAGGCGACGGCCAAGGAGUUUGUCGACUCCAAGGACGGCAGGGGCCAGUGGUUCAAGACGGGCGACGUGGCGGUGCGGAGGACGGUGGAGGGCGCGGGCAAGAGCAACGCGCCGAGCCAAAAGGACUGGACCAGGGGCGACAUGUACUUCAUCCUGGGGCGGCGCAGCGCGGAUAUCAUCAAGAGCGGCGGGGAAAAGGUGUCUGCCUUGGAGGUGGAGCGGGAGAUGCUGGCGCUGCCGCAGGUCGCCGAGGUGGCCGUGCUCGCCGUGCCGAGUGGGAAAUGGGGCCAGAAAGUCGGCGCCGUGGUGAUCCUCGACAAGGAGCAUGUGCCCGAGGGCAAGUGGUCGCCGCUGGAGAUGCGGCGGGCGCUGAAGGGGAAACUGGCGGGCUACAAGAUCCCGCAGGUGCUGAAGGUGGUGGACCACAUCCCGAGGAACGCAAUGGGCAAGAUCAACAAGAAGAUGCUGGUCAAGGAGAUCUUUCAGGACGAGUUUAGCGGGGACGAGUUGUAAGAGCUAGGCGGUAGGGAAAAUGCAUGUUGCUUGGGUUAACUUUGAGGCAACUGGAUACAUUAUAUGGGGUCGGCUCUAUUGUUAGACCACUGGUAUGGGGGCGGUCCAGAAAAGUGUACACAAGCAUUAUCCGUGUUAGACUUAGAGCGGCUUGCAUUCACUGAAAUAAUGAAAUGGAGGGUCUUGGUUGUCU
This is a messenger RNA of Chaetomium strumarium, 2038 nucleotides long. RefSeq lists its product as uncharacterized. The record is from RefSeq and is a predicted model, not a curated record. Gene Ontology annotation, molecular function: medium-chain fatty acid-CoA ligase activity. The coding region runs from base 10 to 1845 and encodes 611 amino acids. The transcript has 3 exons. Lineage: Eukaryota; Fungi; Ascomycota; Sordariomycetes; Sordariales; Chaetomiaceae. Gene Ontology annotation, biological process: fatty acid metabolic process.